UGGGUGUAAGUGUGCAGGCAGGCAAGCAUAUGGGAAGUGGCGUGCAGCAUUUGCCUUACUGUGAGUGUUUAUUUGUGUACAUGAGCAGGGGUGUGCCUUCACCCCAAUAUAAAGGGACUGAGAAGUGAAAUAAGGACUAUAACGCUGAUUAAACUGACCUACCUCGGAUACUAAGGCCACUUUUCAUUCAUCGCACUUGUGGCAUCUACCAUCAGAGCAAAAUGGCAGAAGAACAGAAGUUUUCAGAAACAUCUGUCCAACUCACUGAAGCUGCUCCGCAGACAGUGGGCAGUGGUUUUACAGCCCCUGGAAACAUUUAUUCAGCCAUUUUGAGCCGUAAUGAGGCUGUUAAAGAUGCCAGGCGGCUCAAGGACUUUCAAGAGCUUAGAGAUAAAUAUGUACGCAAGAAAGUGCUGUUUGAAGACCCCCUGUUCCCAGCUCAGGACUCCUCUCUCUUUUACAGUGAAAAGUUCCCUUUAAAGCUUGAAUGGAAGCGCCCAAUGGAAAUUUGUAAAAAUCCACAGUUCAUUCUUGGAGGAGCCAAUAGGACUGACAUCUGCCAAGGAGACCUGGGAGACUGUUGGCUGUUGGCUGCCAUAGCUUGUCUGACCCUGAAUGAUGUUAUCCUGAAGAGGGUGGUUCCUCAUGACCAAAGCUUCACUGAAAACUAUGCUGGCAUUUUCCAUUUCCAGUUUUGGCGCUAUGGUGAGUGGGUGGAUGUGAUUAUUGAUGAUCGACUUCCCACAUACAAAAACAAGCUGGUGUUUACCAGGUCUGGACAGAAUAAUGAAUUUUGGAGUGCUCUCAUGGAAAAGGCAUAUGCAAAGUUACACGGCUCUUAUGAAGCUUUAAAGGGAGGAAACUCAUUGGAGGCUAUGGAGGACUUCACCGGAGGAGUAACUGAGUUCUACGAGAUUACAGAAGCCCCAAAAGAGUUGUACAACAUUAUGAGGAAGGCUCUGAAGAGAGGAUCCCUCAUGGGCUGUGCCAUAGACACUUUGGUUCCAACUGCUCAAAGGACUAAAACUGCAUCUGGACUUGUGCGAGGCCACGCAUAUUCAGUCACUGGAGUUGAGCAGGGUAAACGAAAGGAUGGUAAAGACCUAAUGAUCCGUCUGAUUCGUGUGCGAGACCCUUGGGGUGUUGCCCCCCCUCCUGCUUGUAAAUCUAAUGACUGGGUUGAACUGGCCAAAACUGAACAAGACAAGCAGCGACUACAGCCUGGAGGGCAAGGGGAGUUCUGGAUGUGCUUUGAGGAGUUUCAGAAGAACUUCACCAAACUGGAGAUCUGUAAUCUUACCCCAGACACUCUUGAGGAUGACCGGAUGUUCAAGUGGAAUGUGACUGUACAUGAGGGACGAUGGGUGAAAGGUUGUUCUGCUGGAGGCUGCAGAAACUUUCCAGACACAUACUGGACAAACCCUCAAUUCCGGCUGGUUCUUUUGGAGGCGGACGCUAAAGAGAAGACCUGCACAGUGGUGGUGGCACUAAUGCAGAAGGGCAGGCGAGUAGAGCGCUGCUCAGGAGCUACCCUACACAACAUUGGGUUUGCCAUCUAUGAGGUUCCUAAGGAGAUGAAGGGCAACCAACAACAACAGCUGUCGAAGGAUUUCUUCCUUUAUAAUGCCUCCACAGCUCGCUCCAAGUCUUACGUCAACAUACGUGAGGUGACAGAGCGUUUCUGCCUGAAACCAGGCGAGUAUGUCAUCAUUCCAUCCACCUUCGAUCCCCACAAGGAGAGCGAGUUUCUGCUUAGAGUCUUCUCUGAGAACAGAAGCACCUCAGAAGUUAUAGAUGCAGAGAUUGAAGCGGAGCUCAUGCAGGUAGAUAACGUCAAGAAGAAAAUCAAGCCAUUUGAGGAAGAGGAGACUGAAGAGGAAAAGCAGUUCAGGGCCAUCUUUCAGCAGAUAGCUGGAGACGAUAUGGAGAUUAAUGCCAAUGAGCUCAGGACUGUCCUAAACAGAGUGGUUGCCAAACAUAAAGAGCUAAAAACAGAGGGCUUCAGUCUGGAGAGUUGCAGAAGUAUGAUCGCACUCCUGGAUACUGAUGGAACAGGCCAUCUAAACCUGCAGGAGUUCAAACACUUAUGGAACAAGAUUAAACAGUGGAAGCUGGUGUUUACACGUUUCGACACGGACAAAUCCAGUACAAUCAGCAGUUUUGAGAUGAGGAACGCACUUACUGACGCAGGUUUUCAACUCAACAAUCAGCUGUAUGACAUCAUUUGCAUGCGAUAUGCCAAUGAACACAUGGAGCUGGAUUUCGACAGCUACAUUAGCUGCUUAGUGCGACUGGAGGGGAUGUUUAGGGCGUUCAGAGCCUUUGACAAGGAUGGUGAUGGACUUAUCAAGCUCAAUGUUUUUGAGUGGCUUCAACUGACAAUGUACGCCUAAAGACAAAAACACAGAAGACAGCCUGGCAAAACUGAAGUUGGUAGAAACUACAUAUUGUGCGCAUCUAUUAGGUGGAGCAGUGCAGACAGAAAGAGCUACAUCUGAAUCUAAAUUAAUUCUUCUACAAAUGCUGGUCAAGAACAAACCAAAUUGAUUUUGAGCUACUGAAUGGACCAUAAUGCCUCAUUCAGACUGCUCCUUUAAACUCAAAUGUUGACAUCUAAACACAUCAUUCUUAUAAACGAUGUGUGCUUCUGUGCAACUGUAAAUAAUUAAACCGAAUAAAGUGUUUCACCAUUCUAUUCCA
Messenger RNA from Danio aesculapii, 2700 nucleotides. It is a transcript of the gene capn3b, whose product is annotated as calpain 3b. Gene Ontology annotation, biological process: proteolysis; negative regulation of apoptotic process. Lineage: Eukaryota; Metazoa; Chordata; Actinopteri; Cypriniformes; Danionidae. Gene Ontology annotation, molecular function: calcium-dependent cysteine-type endopeptidase activity; calcium ion binding. Gene Ontology annotation, cellular component: cytoplasm. The transcript has 21 exons. The record is from RefSeq and is a predicted model, not a curated record. Bases 222 to 2393 code for a protein of 723 amino acids.